This is a messenger RNA of Trichoderma aggressivum f. europaeum, 1740 nucleotides long. RefSeq lists its product as uncharacterized. Gene Ontology annotation, biological process: histidyl-tRNA aminoacylation; mitochondrial translation. The record is from RefSeq and is a predicted model, not a curated record. Gene Ontology annotation, cellular component: mitochondrion; cytosol. Gene Ontology annotation, molecular function: RNA binding; histidine-tRNA ligase activity; ATP binding. Lineage: Eukaryota; Fungi; Ascomycota; Sordariomycetes; Hypocreales; Hypocreaceae. The coding region runs from base 1 to 1740 and encodes 579 amino acids. The transcript has 3 exons.
AUGGCUCCCAAGACAAAGUUCGAGCUGAAAACGGCCAAGGGCACCAAAGAUUCUUACUCACCCCACGGGAAUGGCAAGGACAUGGUCAUCCGAGACAAGAUCUUCAGCACCAUCACCGAAGUCUUCAAGCGCCACGGCGGAGUUACCAUCGACACACCCGUUUUCGAGCUCAAGGAGAUUCUGUCUGGCAAAUAUGGCGAGGAUAGCAAGCUCAUCUACGACCUCGCUGACCAGGGUGGCGAGAUUUGCUCGCUGAGAUACGACCUGACGGUCCCAUUCGCUCGUUUCCUUGCGAUGAACAAGGACAUUCAGAACAUUAAGCGCUACCACAUCGCCAAGGUCUAUCGCCGAGACCAGCCUGCCAUGACCAAGGGCAGGAUGCGAGAGUUUUACCAGUGCGAUUUCGAUAUCGCUGGUACCUACGACGCCAUGUUGCCCGAUGCCGAAGUCAUUCGCAUCAUCACUGAAGUCUUUGAGGGUCUGGGGUGGAACGGCGCGUACACCAUUAAGCUCAACCACCGCAAGAUCCUCGAUGGCAUCUUCCAGGUCUGCGGUGUCCCAGAAGACAAGAUCAGGACCAUCUCUUCUGCAGUUGACAAGCUUGACAAGCUGCCGUGGGCGGAUGUCCGAAAAGAGAUGACCGAGGAGAAAGGCCUCGCAGAGGAUGUUGCUGACCGCAUUGGAGAGUGGGUUGUCCUGAGAGGGCGCCACGAGCUGCUCGAGAAGCUGCGCAACGAUGAGAAGCUUUCGGCAAACGAGUCCAUGAAGCAAGGUGUUGCGGAUGUUGCUCUCCUGUUUGAAUAUCUUGAGGCCUUUGGCGCCCUCGACAAGGUUUCGUUUGACCUGGGCUUGGCUCGCGGCCUGGACUACUACACCGGCCUUAUCUACGAGGUAGUCACCGAGGGCUCUGCCCCUGAGGCUACCCCUGGCUCAGAGGAUGCCGCAAAGCCAAGCAAGAAGAAGUCCAAGGGUAAAGGAGACGAUGAUGACCGGUCUGACGACCCCACCAUCGGCGUUGGAAGUGUCGCUGCUGGUGGUCGAUACGAUAAUUUGGUCGGCAUGUUCUCUGGAAAGACUCAGAUUCCAUGUGUCGGCAUCUCAUUUGGCGUCGAUCGCAUCUUCUCUAUCACCAAGGCCCGGAUGGCAGCGGACAAGUCAGCCGACCAGGUGCGCGGCAACGAUGUUGACGUCUAUGUCAUGGCUCUGGGUGGAAAGGGACUGGUCAAGGAGCGCCUGGAAAUCUGCGCAAAGCUGUGGCAGGCUGGCAUCAAGGCGGAAUUCUUAUACAAGGCAAAGCCCAAGAUGCAGGCUCAAUUCAAGGCUGCGGAAGCCAAUGGCGUGCCCUUUGCCAUCUUCAUCGGCGAAGACGAGCUGGCUCAAGGCAAGGUCAAGAUCAAGGAGAUGGGUCUCAAGGAUGGACACCCCGAGAAGGAUGGGGUCCUGAUAGACACAACGCGCAUGACGGAUGAGCUGAAAUACCGAAUACGGCGCAAGCGGGAACUGGAGAGCAUUUCGAUACAAGCCGAAGGCCUCAAGGUGGUGGGCGGCGUCAAGGGUGAGACGGCCAAGCCGGCAGAGGCGUCUAAGGAGGAGGAAACUCCAAAGGCAGAGGCAACUCCAAAGGCAGAGGCAACUCCAAAGGCAGAGGAAGCUCCAAAGGCAGAGGAAGCUCCCAAGACAGAGGACGCCCCAGCAGCGGAUGCUACCCCCACAGCUACGACAGAAGCUCCGGCUUCAUAG